AUGGUCACUGGUGGGGUGCUGCUUGUAGGACUUGGGGGAAAGGAUGAGGAGGAGCAGCGCUGUCGGGGCGGAGCGGCCCCGCUGCCGGGGAAGAGGGGCUGGCGUCAGGCGCUGGGCGGCCACUGCCGGGGAGCUCCCCUCGCCUCGCCUCGCCUCGCCUCCGCGGCCGGGGGGGAUACCCCGGCGCAGCGCUGUCGGGGCGGGGCGGCCCCGCUGCCGGGGAAGAGGGGCUGGCGUCAGGCGCUGGGCGGCCACUGCCGGGGAGCUCCCCUCGCCUCGCCUCGCCUCGCCUCCGCGGCCGGGGGGGAUAAAGGCACCCGGCCCGGCGCUCCGGGCUGCGGAGGGGAGAGCGGGCGAGCGGAGAGCGGGGCCGGGCCCCACCGCAGCCCCUCCAUGCGCCUGGGCGACAGCAGCCCCAGCCCCGAGGCGUGGUCGGGGUCGCCGAACGGCAGCCUGGGCGGCUGGGACCCCUUCGGGCGGGACGAGGAGCUGGCGAAGCUGGAGAUCGCGGUGCUGGCCGUCACCUUCGCGGUGGCGGUGGUGGGGAACGGCAGCGUGCUGCUGGCGCUGCGGCGCACGCCGCGCAAGGCGUCCCGCAUGCACCUCUUCAUCCGCCACCUCAGCCUGGCCGACCUGGUGGUAGCCUUCUUCCAGGUGCUGCCCCAGCUCUGCUGGGAGGUGACCCACCGCUUCCACGGCCCCGACGGGCUCUGCCGCGUCGUCAAGCACCUGCAGGUCUUCGGCAUGUUCGCCUCGGCGUACAUGCUGGUGGCCAUGACCGCCGACCGCUACAUCGCCGUCUGCCACCCGCUGAAGACGCUGCAGCAGCCCACCAAGCGCUCGUACGGGAUGAUCGCGGCGGCCUGGGCGCUCAGCCUGCUGCUCAGCACCCCGCAGUACUUCAUCUUCUCCCUCAGCGAAGUGGAGCGCGGCUCGCAGGUCUACGACUGCUGGGCGCACUUCAUCAUGCCCUGGGGGCCCCGCGCCUACAUCACUUGGAUCACCGGCGGCAUCUUCAUCGCGCCCGUGCUCAUCCUCAUCGUCUGCUACGGCUUCAUCUGCUACCGCAUCUGGCGCAACGUGCGGGGCAAGACGCGCCCGGGGGAGGCGGCGGCUGGUGGCCCGCGACGGGGGCUGCUGCUCGCCCCUUGUGUCAGCAACGUCAAAACCAUCUCCCGCGCCAAGAUCCGCACCGUCAAGAUGACCUUCGUGAUCGUCUCGGUGUACGUCGUUUGCUGGGCGCCCUUCUUCACCAUCCAGAUGUGGUCCGUCUGGGACCAGCGCUUCCCCUGGGUCGAUUCUGAAAACACUGCGACAACAGUUACUGCUCUGCUGGCCAGCCUGAACAGUUGCUGUAACCCGUGGAUCUACAUGUUCUUCAGUGGGCACCUCCUCCAAGACUGCCUACAGAGCUUCCCUUGCUGCCAAAAAAUAAAGCAAACGCUGAGUAAAGAAGAUUCAAACAGCAAUAGCAGGCGACAGACUUCUUUCACCAACAACAGAAGCCCAACCCACAGCCUGAACACAUGGAGAGAGAUGCCCCACUCCAAAUCGAGCAGCUUCAUCCCCAUUCCAACGUGAGGCAGGCCUCAGGGCAGGCAGGGCUUGCAGUCCUGUCACAGUGUUUGGGAAGGUUGUGGCACUUUAUGCCAGUCCAGGGCACCAUCAUAUUACCAGGGAAUGACUAAGAUGGCCAUGAGGCAAAAAGUGCCACCUUGCUUGAUAAGCUAUGCUGAAGUAUGUAAAUUAUUUUCUGAAAGUUAUGUAGGAUUUGGGCAGCUGGUCAGGAAGGUGUA
This is a messenger RNA of Ficedula albicollis (Collared flycatcher), 1796 nucleotides long. It is a transcript of the gene AVPR1A, whose product is annotated as arginine vasopressin receptor 1A. The record is from RefSeq and is a predicted model, not a curated record. Bases 1 to 1581 code for a protein of 526 amino acids. Gene Ontology annotation, biological process: G protein-coupled receptor signaling pathway; positive regulation of vasoconstriction; regulation of systemic arterial blood pressure by vasopressin. NCBI's taxonomy places the organism in Eukaryota, Metazoa, Chordata, Aves, Passeriformes, Muscicapidae. Gene Ontology annotation, molecular function: peptide binding; vasopressin receptor activity. Gene Ontology annotation, cellular component: membrane. The transcript has 5 exons.